This is a messenger RNA of Vombatus ursinus (common wombat), 2345 nucleotides long. It is a transcript of the gene CLPTM1, whose product is annotated as CLPTM1, transmembrane protein. The coding region runs from base 1 to 1935 and encodes 644 amino acids. The transcript is spliced from 14 exons. Lineage: Eukaryota; Metazoa; Chordata; Mammalia; Diprotodontia; Vombatidae. Gene Ontology annotation, cellular component: membrane; endomembrane system. The record is from RefSeq and is a predicted model, not a curated record.
AUGGCGGCUGCGCAGGGGGCGGACGGGAGCCCGAGCGAAGUGGCGGCCGCGGCGACGGUGACCGGAGGCGGCUCUGGGCAGGUGACCAGCAAUGGCAGUGUCGGAGGAGACACACCCACGGAGACCCAGCAACAGAACCGAGCCCCGCAGGCUGCUCCAAACGCCUGGCAAGUCAUCAAAGGCGUACUGUUCAGGAUCUUCAUUAUCUGGGCCAUCAGCUGUUGGUUUCGUCGUGGGCCGGCGCCACAGGACCCAACCAGCCCUGGGGGAGCCCCCCGGGUGCCCAGCCGCAACCUCUUCCCAAAAGACACUUUAAUGAACCUGCACGUGUACAUCUCUGAGCAUGAGCACUUUACAGACUUCAAUACCACCUCAGCACUGUUCUGGGAGCAGCAGGACCUCAUCUAUGGGGACUGGACCAGCGGCGAGAACGCGGACGGCUGCUAUGAGCACUAUGCCGAGCUGGACAUCCCGCCGAGUGUGCAGCAGAAUGGCUCCAUGUACAUCCAUGUGUACUUCACCAAGAGUGGCUUCCACCCAGACCCCAAACAGAAGGCUUUGUACAGGCGGCUGGCCACUGUGCAUACGUCACGAAUGAUCAACAAGUACAAACGGAGGCGAUUUCAGAAGACCAAGAACCUGCUGACGGGCGAGACUGAAGCUGACCCAGAGAUGAUCAAGCGAGCGGAAGACUUUGGCCCUGUGGAGGUCAUCUCGCAUUGGCACCCCAACCUCACCAUCAACAUUGUGGAUGACCACACACCUUGGGUGAAGGGCAGCGUGCCUCCACCACUGGACCAGUACGUGCAGUUUGAUGCAGUGAGUGGGGAUUACUACCCCAUCAUCUACUUCAAUGACUACUGGAACCUGCAGAGGGACUACUACCCUAUCAACGAGACGCUGGCCAGCCUGCCCCUACGCCUCUCCUUCUGCCCCCUGUCCCUGUGGCGCUGGCAGCUCUACGCGGCCCAGAGCACCCGCUCGCCCUGGAACUUCCUGGGAGAGGACCUGUACGAGCAGUCGGACGAGGAGCAGGAUUCGGUCAAGGUGGCCCUUCUGGAGACCAACCCCUACCUGCUGGCCCUCACCAUCAUUGUCUCCAUUGUACACAGCGUCUUCGAGUUCCUGGCCUUCAAGAAUGACAUCCAGUUUUGGAACAGCCGGCAGUCCCUGGAGGGCCUCUCGGUCCGCUCGGUCUUCUUCGGCGUGUUCCAGUCUCUCGUGGUCCUUCUCUAUAUCCUUGACAACGAGACAAACUUUGUGGUCCAGGUCAGCGUCUUCAUCGGCGUCCUGAUUGACCUGUGGAAGAUAACCAAGGUCAUGGAUGUCCGGCUGGACCGAGAGAACAAGGUGGCUGGUGUCUUUCCCCGCCUGACCUUCAAGGAUAAGUCCACAUACAUAGAGUCAUCCACCAAAGUUUAUGAUGACAUGGCGUUCAGGUACCUGUCUUGGAUCCUGUUCCCCCUCCUGGGCUGCUAUGCCGUGUACAGCCUCCUGUACAUGGAGCACAAGGGCUGGUACUCCUGGGUGCUCAGCAUGCUCUACGGCUUCCUGCUGACCUUCGGCUUCAUCACGAUGACGCCCCAGCUCUUUAUCAAUUACAAGCUCAAGUCGGUGGCCCACCUGCCCUGGCGCAUGCUGACUUACAAAGCCCUCAACACCUUCAUUGAUGACUUGUUUGCCUUCGUCAUCAAGAUGCCCGUGAUGUACCGGAUCGGCUGCCUUCGGGAUGACGUGGUCUUCUUCAUCUACCUUUAUCAGCGGUGGAUCUAUCGGGUGGAUCCCACACGGGUGAAUGAGUUUGGCAUGAGUGGGGAGGUGCAGACAGCUGUGGCAGCCCUGACGCCGCCAGCAGCCCCCAGUGGGGAUGGCCCCCUCCCUGGACAGGACCAAGGGCCAGCCCCCAAACCGGCAGAGGACAAGAAGAAGGAUUAGUCUCUUUCCCCUGGUUUCCCUGGCCACCAACAUUCUUCCUGUGUCCCCCCCCAAGCUCACUGUGACCCCAUCCCCCCUGCCCUGGACAGACAGGGAGGGAGGGAGCUGGCAGGGGUCAGGGGAACGCUCCCCUGUUGUGAUGUGGGGGGAGAAGGCAGAGGAGGGUUGGGAAGGCUGGUGUUGGGGACGGGGAGCAGGGCGCUCCCUGCCUGUCUGUCCCUAUGUGGGUUCCAGCACCAUCUGUAAUCAUUGUAAGCCAUCGCAUCAUGGCGGGGAGGUGGGGUGGGAGGGGGCUGAGGCCCCAGAGCUCUCCUUCCCGACCCCCAGAUCCAUCUCUCAUCCCUUCCCAUGUCCCUCCUCCCCCAACACAGACUCUGGAUUUAAUAAAUUCAUAUGGGUGUUUAACUUAA